Messenger RNA from Drosophila teissieri, 288 nucleotides. RefSeq lists its product as uncharacterized. The transcript has a single exon. Lineage: Eukaryota; Metazoa; Arthropoda; Insecta; Diptera; Drosophilidae. The coding region runs from base 14 to 151 and encodes 45 amino acids. The record is from RefSeq and is a predicted model, not a curated record.
UUUUGAAACAACAAUGAAGCUACAGGUAUUGCUAGUAGGACUUCUUGGUCUCUUGGCUGUGGCCACGGCCCUUCCACAAAAAGGCAAGAAAAAAAAUAUUGAGAUCUGGAUAAGACCGAAGCCUAUGGACAUACCACAACCGCCCUAUUAGAUCAAUUUGGCACUCCCAUCCUCGAUUUCGUAAGCCUUUUCCAAUGAUAGACAUUCUGAUGCUAGCAAUAUAGGUAUUCAAACGGUGUCAGCCACAACGUUGUUCAAGAAAUAAUCAAAUAAAUAAAAAAAACCGUG